AUGAAUGCAUACCCAUCUCUUCUUCUUCCCUACCUGAAUUUUGAUCGGAAGAUCGCAAAGAAACUCCACUUCCAUUUACAGCAAGAUUUGAGGCCAGAAAAACCAAUCCUGAAAGGCCAAAACAUACCGUUUGCCUCUCCAGAAAUUUUCAAAUUUGGAAUAUUUCUGUGGUUUCAGGGAACUCCAGUGAACAUAGUGGUUGGAUCGCAUGUGUGGGUGGAGGAUCCAGAGGAGGCAUGGAUGGAUGGGGAGGUCCUCGAAAUCAAGGGCAGUGAAGCCAAGAUUGUUACCACAAACGAAAAGACAGUUGUCUCUAAUUUAUCAAAUAUUUAUCCAAAAGACACAGAAGCGCCACCAGCAGGGGUUGAUGAUAUGACCAAGUUGGCGUACCUCCACGAGCCUGGAGUUCUACACAACCUAUAUCAACGGUUUGCUCUGAAUGAGAUAUAUGUAAGUCUCCAAGAAGCUGAGAUGAUCGCAUCACCCUGA
Messenger RNA from Amborella trichopoda, 489 nucleotides. The record is from RefSeq and is a predicted model, not a curated record. NCBI's taxonomy places the organism in Eukaryota, Viridiplantae, Streptophyta, Magnoliopsida, Amborellales, Amborellaceae.